This is a messenger RNA of Rhagoletis pomonella (apple maggot), 1278 nucleotides long. Its product is annotated as putative odorant receptor 85d. The record is from RefSeq and is a predicted model, not a curated record. Lineage: Eukaryota; Metazoa; Arthropoda; Insecta; Diptera; Tephritidae. Gene Ontology annotation, biological process: sensory perception of smell; detection of chemical stimulus involved in sensory perception of smell. Gene Ontology annotation, molecular function: odorant binding; olfactory receptor activity. Gene Ontology annotation, cellular component: plasma membrane. The transcript has 4 exons. Bases 1 to 1278 code for a protein of 425 amino acids.
AUGUCCAACAAGCCGAUACAUUUCGAAAGUUUCUUCUAUAAAGCCAAUAUUUUCUUCAACUGCAUUGGGGUGAAUGCCUACGAUAAAGUCAGCAAUGAGCCACGAAGAGGAAAACUUGCACUGGUACGACGCCACUUGCAACGCAUUAUUUUCACCGUUACAAUCGUCAAUCUGAAUUUAACAUUGCUGAGCGUCUUGAUUCAAAUAUUUUUGGAUAUCGUAAAUAACAACAACUUUGUUGAGGCAACUACGCUGGGUUCAAUAGGAAACGCGCUCAUUAUCAGCGAAUUGAAAAUCUUCAGCAUAUGGUGGCAACGUUCACGGAUUAGCUCGCUCAUGCAAGAGCUCUACGCGCUCUAUCCACAAACAUUGGGAGGCCAGAUGCUCUACCAAGUAAAAGCCGAACUGAAAAAUUGGAAUCGUUUAGGCAAUGCUUAUAUUAUUCUAAAUGUAUUGUUAGUCUGGAGCUAUACUCUCUGGCCGCUAAUCAGCUAUCUUAUUUUUGAAUAUUGGCUGGAGUUGCGGAAAGUAGGUAAAAUGCUUAGCUUUAACUGCUGGACACCAUUUGUUUGGUGCGAUAAUUGGCUUUACUAUCCGAUGUAUUUGUCACAACUCACCGUUGCGCACGCUUGUAUUUCGACACAGUUGGCCAAUGAUUUGCUCUUCAGUGCAGUGGCUGUGCAACUUAUCAUGCACUACCGCCAGCUGGCCAAACGGAUUGAGAGUUACGUGGUAGCUGAGAGCGGCGGAAAUGAAAUGAAAAAGCAGCGACUGAGCGACCUUGAGCGCAGUGAGAUCGAUUUGCGGUUUCUGCACGGCAUUAUAGCCUAUCAUCAGAAAAUUUUGACGCUCUCAAAGGCAAUGAAUAAAGCCUUCGGAAUUUGUAUGCUUCUCACUUUCGCAAUGACAUCGGUGAACACCUGCAUUGAGCUAUUCCAAAUCACCGCUAAAGUCACCAUCGAUAUGGUGGUGUUGGGCACUUUAUUUCUUCUAAGUUCGCUGGUGGACCUCUUCUUUAUCUGUUACUAUGCACAGGGACUGCUAGAGUCGAGUGAGUAUAUUAGCAAUGCUAUUUACAAUCACAAUUGGUACGAUGCUGAUAUGCGUUACAAAAGACUGGCACUGUUAAUGAUGCAACGCGCUCAAAAGCCGGCAGAAUUUAAGGCUACUCUUUUCGUCACAGUCUCAAUGCCUACAAUAACUAAUCUUCUUCAAAUGUCCUAUCAGGGAUUCGCUAUUGUUCGCACUGCGUACGCAAGACAACCUGGGACGGCUUAG